Prunus mume (Japanese apricot) is the source of this 1242-nucleotide messenger RNA. The record is from RefSeq and is a predicted model, not a curated record. NCBI's taxonomy places the organism in Eukaryota, Viridiplantae, Streptophyta, Magnoliopsida, Rosales, Rosaceae.
GCUUUGAGAGAAAAGAUUGCUUGGCUUGACAUUUCUACAAGGAAUUUGAGAAGUAAAGAUGAGAAUAAUAAUGACGUCCAGUUACUAAUGCAUAGAGAACCUGCAGACAAUAUACACGACAUACUGAAGGCUCUUCUGAGAAAGUACUUCCCGGAGAAAGAUGAGCAGACUCCAGAAGUCAUUGCCUUAAACUCAAGCUCAGAUUCCUCACUACAUGAUACUGGACUUUUGGAUGGGCACAAAGACUUGAAUAAAUCUGACUCACAUAGUGUUGUAAAGGAGGAACGUGGUGAAAUUGGCAUUACUAAGGGAGAAAGAUGUACAAGUACGACUUUGAAGUUUCAAGAAAAGAAAACAAAUGACCCCAAAACAAUUAAGCCUACAAAUACUAAUAUCAUGGAUUCCAGCCCAGAUUCUUUAAGACGUGCAGCUGACUACUAUGACAAAAAGAAAACAUCAAGCAAGAGUAAUUCAAAAAGCAGUCAGCAAUGGGAGGCCAAAGGACCAGGUCUUACUUGUGAGGAAAAUAAAACAUCAACCAUGAUGUUUAAGAAUGAAAAGCCUGCAAAUACUAAUAUCAUGUAUUCCAGCCCAGAUUCUUUGAGACUUGCAGCUGGCUACUCUGACAAGAAGAAAAUAUUAGAUUCAGAACAUGCAAGGCAGUGGGUGGCCAAAGGACAAGGUCAUGCUCCUGUGGAAAAGAAAGCAUCAACUGUGACUUUUAACAGUCAACAGCCUGCAAAUAUUGAUAUCAUGAAUUUGAGCUCAGAUUCUUUGAGACUUGCAGCCGGAUACUGCAACAAGAAGAAAACAACAUAUUCAGAAAACACCAUGCACUGGGAGCCCAAAGGACAAGGUCUUGCUCCAGACGAAAAGGAAAUGAUUCAAGAUGCAUCUAUGUUCCAUAAAGAGAAGAGUAUGCAAAAUUUAGAAGUUGAGAAAGUGCCUAUCGAGCUGGCUAACACUGUCCCUGGUGAUUGCAGUAUUGAGGAAACUGUUAUAGCAAUUAAUCUAUCAGUCUCAGAUCAACAUGCUACUAUCAAAGAUUCAAGUACAAGUAUCAGCUGCCCUGAUGAGAAUGACAUAUUGAAUUUUGCUUAUUCGGAAAGCAUUAUUGAGAAGGUGGAUAAAUACAGUUCAAUACCUAUGGCAGAUAUUACAGGUUCACUAUCGAGGCCUGGUGGAUUUGGAAGAGAUUUUGGUAAAACAGUUGAGGUACUUGCAGCUGCAUUGUUUGUAUAA